Acipenser ruthenus (sterlet) is the source of this 4321-nucleotide messenger RNA. RefSeq names its product protein OS-9. NCBI's taxonomy places the organism in Eukaryota, Metazoa, Chordata, Actinopteri, Acipenseriformes, Acipenseridae. Gene Ontology annotation, biological process: retrograde protein transport, ER to cytosol; endoplasmic reticulum unfolded protein response. The transcript is spliced from 15 exons. Gene Ontology annotation, cellular component: endoplasmic reticulum lumen. The record is from RefSeq and is a predicted model, not a curated record. Bases 33 to 2021 code for a protein of 662 amino acids.
AACAGGAACUGGGAAGAUGCGAGAGGGCUAAGAUGGCGGCUUCCAAUGGGAGGUGGGCGAGAGUGGUGUAUACAGUAUUCGGGUUUAGUUUUCUGUCGGUGACAGCGUUUCUGAAUUUGGAGGAACUGAACGAGAUGAAAUAUGGCAUCGAGAUUCUGUCCGACCCGGUGAUUAAAGGACAGACGCUCUCUGAAGAUGUGAUGAUCGUUUCCUCAAAGUACAAGCAAGUGUACGAGUGCAAGCUGCCAGCCCAGGCGAUGAGGUUUCACCACCCUGACUCUGCUGAAGACUCGCAGGGCUACACGGGACUCGGGAUCCCAGAACUGUUAAAGCCCAUGGAAGGUGCACCUUGUCUCAUAAAGACCAAAGAUUGGUGGACGUACGAGUUCUGCUACGGACAGCACAUCAGACAGUACCACAUGGAAGAUUCUGAAAUUAAGGGAGAAAUCUUGUUUCUUGGUUUUUACAGUUCGGAAUUUGACUGGAACAAUGAAACUGCAAAGGCCUCAAAACAACACAGGCUAAAAAGAUACCACAGUCAGACCUACGUCAAUGGCUCCACGUGUGAUCUCAGCAGGGCUCCGCGAGAGACGGAAGUGAGGUUUAUGUGUGAGGAGGGCUCCAGUGAUUACAUUACUCGUGUGGACGAGCCUCAGUCCUGCAGCUACGUCCUGACCGUCCACACCCCGCGGACCUGUCAGCACCCCUUUCUGCGCCCCGCCUCCACUAACAAGCCCUACCCCAUCAAGUGCCAGCCCGCCCUCAGUCCCGAGCAGUAUGUGGAGUACGUGAAAGCACAAGUGUCGGAUACCAAACGCAGAGUGGAGCAGAUUUCUGAGGAGCUGAAGAGCCUGGAUGAGAUCCUGUCGAGGGACGACGAGGCGGCCAGCAAGCCUGAAAACCUGCUUGUGGUCGAGAGCGUUCAGAUCAUUGAGGAAGAUGAAGCCGACCAUGAAGGGGAUUCAGCUCAGAUCGAGGACGCCUCCAAUGAAGAUGCCGAUUUCUGGGAUGGAGUUAUGAAACCAGACGGCGGUGAAUCUGGGGAGAGAAAUGAGCAGAUGGAGGCUGAUGGUGAUGGAGAAUUUGGAGAACAAGAUAUAGAGGAUACAAAGUUGGAUUUCAAAACCAUAAGAAACCCUUCCGAUCUGGUGAAACUCGCCAACCUAUUGAAAGAGGCGCCUGAAAAGCCAAAAGCUGCAGGUGAUGAACAGGAGGACAGCAAAGAUGUGUCUCCUGCCAAGACUGGAGAGAACACUGCAUCUGUGGAAAGACAAGAGCGAGGAGAGGACCAUGAAGAUGAUGACCUCAUGGAAGAAUUUGAGAAAGAGAUGAAGGACAUCUCUGUGCCAUCGUCCAAGAUAGGGGAAAUCAGAGAGACCAUGGAGCAGGAGUUUGAUAAUAUUAUAGAUGAGGCACAGCAGGAGCUGGACGGUGAGGGUCUGAAGGGGGAGUUUGAUCGCAAUCAGGCAGCCAAGACACUGGAGACCACCCUGAACCAAAUGAUGGACAAGCUGGAGGGCAAAGUGGUUGAGGACCAGCAAGGGGAGCAGACCGACAGAGCCAGGGGCAGCCCCAGCCUGGCUCCCAGACAACCAGACGAACCUACAGCUGAUGAUGAUGAUGUUAAAGUCAGAAUUACGAAGUACAAGUCAGACGGCAGCCCCCAGAACAAGAUGCAGGUGCAGGAAAUGAGUGCUGAAGACCCGCAAGUACAGUACAUCAAAGACGUGGUGAAGGAGCAGCUUGAAAAAGCAGGACUGAAAGCAGAAGGCAAAAUCGAGGUGAAGAUCAUGACCCGAGGGCAGCCGGAUGAUGACGACGUGGGAUGGCUGUCGCGGGAAGAUACCAAGUCCUUCAGGGAAAUCCUCAUUACCCUGCUGACCGGUGGCACAGAGGAGGCUUACAAGGAGCAGCAAAGACAGGAAGAGCUGGAAACGAACUACAGGUUUGUGUGGGGACAAAAACAAGAAGAUACUCCGCCUGCAAGCAACACAGACAACUCUGACGAGAUGGACUUCUGAAUGGAUCUUUGAGAAAGCAGCAGGUUCUGUAGUUCAUUUAAUAAAAUCACACCAGAGUGGUGGUUCAGCUGAGAUCCCAAUCUGGGCCUGAGCUUGCCACCACGAGUGCGGGUCGACUCCACAAGGAAAGAUUCUUAAGUCUUGGUUCAGACGGGUGGAUAGGGCAGGGCUGCUGGCACGUCAGUGCUGCUACAUCAAACUGACGCACAUUAUUAUUUUGAUUUGUUAAACGAGAAAGUGGGAGCUUUCCCUUUUAUACAAAUAAAUAAUUGCACAAAGCUUAUUGCGAUUUUUUUUUUUAUUUUUUUUUUUUUUAUGAAAACAAAAAAAUACAAAACUGGAUGUAGACUUCGCAGUGACUAGGCUUCUCUGUGUUGCUAUACUGACCUUGAAUUGUUUGGACACAAAAUUAGAAACGCCAGCCAUAACGCUGUCAACGGGGAGUGCAACCAGCAACAGCAGCCAGGAAAUUUGACCUUGGACUUUUGUUCCUCCAUGAAGCAAUUUGAUAUGCCUGCUAUAAACCAAUGUGAAACAGGGAGCUGCAGAUUUUGCAUAUUACAAAUCGAAUGUGCUACAUUGCAGUGUUUUUUUUUUUUUCAAAUGCAUUUGCUAUUUCGAUAGGUUCUUAACUUCAUAGAUUAAGCUGGGCUGUGUGAAUUGGCUAUUUCCAGCUAAUUAGCAUUGUGUAAGUUAUCUAUCAUAUUUUGAUUUAAGCAGGAGAAAUAAAGUACUACAAUUUAAGAUGUAGACCUGUUUAAUAACAGUACAGACAUUAAAUCAUCUGAAUUAAUACAAGUUAGAGAUUUCAUUCUAAUGAAUGUGCACCAUUUCCAACCCGUGUGUUUGGGGUUCUACUGUAAUAAAAAAAAAAGUAUAUUUUGUUACAGUUCAGUCUUGUCAUACAGUUCAUGCAAACUAUCAUUCUCAUCUGUCGGACCAAAAGGUACCAGAUCCGGGAUCCGGUGCGAUCCGGCAUAAAUUAACCCCUGAUAAUAAGGUUUAGCAAACUCGUGCUGGAAUUUGGUCCGUUUUAAUUCAAUACCUGAAUGUCACUAAGCUUUCUUCUUUCCACUAAUAUAUAUAAAUAUAAAUAUAAAUUAUUGAUAGCUCACUUGCUUUAUAAUAGAAUUCUGAUACAUUUUAAAAUUCCAUUUUGGAAUUGCCUUGCAAUUACACUGCCAGUGUCUGAGCACAUUUUUAAUGUGGUGUGUGUAAUGCUAUUGACUUAUUUUCUUAACUUCAUUCUUGCUUGAAAUGGUUAUACAGUUCUUUUGUCUCCUUUAAUGCCCAAAGACAUCAAGUUUGUUUAAAGUUUCAACAUCCGUUUAACUGUAAGGUCCCUUUUAUCUUCUCUCUGUAUGUUAACAUAUGCUGUCAGAAAUCACGUAGGAACCUCACGGGACUCCUAGGUUCCAGUCUGAGGUCGUGUAGAAAUAUCUGUCCUCUUCUCAUCCAUACUCAAUAAAGGGGUUUAUUCUUCAGCGUGAUGACAAAUAAUUCAGGAGUGAAGGGGUUGAAUAAGUGGUUUCAAUAUCUGUUUGCCAAGUGUGAGUGAAACACUGGAGAAUUCAAAUCUGGUCGCUAGUUUACCAGAACCUUUAUCCUCGAUACUUAAAGAUUGCAUUUCUUCCAAAUGCACAGUCCUGGCUUGUGAGUCUAGCAGUCCCUGUUCUGUCUUUACUGAUUUUCAGUUUGUAGAACUUUGUUCAGAGCAGAUUUCGCAGGAGCCUGCAUGUUCAAAUUCUCGGUACCUCUAACUGGUCAUUCGGUGGUAAACUGACAGACGGGUCUAUUCAGACUCUCAAAUGUACAACUUAAAAUGAAACAUAUCAUCAGUUAUCUUAACUGCACUGCUUGUUUUUUACUGGCCUCACAAGGGAUCUCAAACAUCAAAGUACAGCUGGUACACCAGAGUGUAACCAUUAACCUGUCCCCCUGCAACACUUUAAUGGAUGUAAGAAAUAACACUCAGAACAAUAAUGUUGCAGGUUAAUGGUUACAAACUGGUGUAGCAGCUCAGAGACCAGACAUGCUUGAGAACACGGAAGCUUUUAAACGUGUUUGUCCAAACCAGAAGAAUACAGUAGAUGGUAUAGAAAUGAUCACAGUUUAAGUUGCUUUUUUUAAAUUGCUUUUAAAGCAUUCAUGAUCCUGAAAAUGGUUUGAUUCACUGUAUUCGGUAUAUAUUUUGUUUUGGUUUAUUAUUUUGAAAAGCACUUUGUUUCCUAUUCAUAUUAAAACAAAGGAUGUUGGAGUCUUUAAAUAAUUUUGAUUUUGUCUUGCUUAUCCCUGUAAAA